Rhagoletis zephyria (snowberry fruit fly) is the source of this 897-nucleotide messenger RNA. The record is from RefSeq and is a predicted model, not a curated record. NCBI's taxonomy places the organism in Eukaryota, Metazoa, Arthropoda, Insecta, Diptera, Tephritidae.
AUGUCUUUAAGUAGCAACACAAGUGGAGAGUUUCGGCCUCCCAGCAUCGAUCAGUUUUGGCAGCUGUACAGCUUCAGUGAAAGUGGCCUCAUUGAAAAAGGUGGUCACGGGUCGGUCUUCAGUGGUGUCCGACUGGCCGACAAAACUCCCGUAGCCGUCAAGGUGAUCCACAGCGGGAAAGUGCCACACUGGGAUAUGGUCGCCGACCGGUGGCUCAUUCCUCGAGAGGUGGCCUGCCUGGAGAAGGUGGCCAACGUUGAGGGCGUCAUCCGCCUGCUCGACUGGUUCUGCAUAGGCACUGGUCCGGAGUUUGUGAUUGUCAUGGAGCGACCGAACAAUGCCGAGGACUUGUUGGAGUUCUACAACCGCCGCCCGGGAAAAUUUGAUGAAAGUCUGGCGCGAAACCUGUUCAGUCAGCUGGUGAAGGCGGUGCAGGGCUGUCACCAGACUGGCGUCCUCCACUGCGACAUCAAGGAGGAGGACAUUCUCAUCAACCGAGAGACAAAGUCCUUGAAGUUAAUCGACUUUGGCCUUGCUGACUACCUGGUCCCGGGGAAGAUAAACAACAACUUUGUGGGCACAACCACCUGUGCACCACCCGAAUGGUUCACAACACAUCAGUACGAUGGAGUGAAGGCGGAGAUUUGGGCCAUUGGCGUGCUCUUCUUCCGUCUGAUCACCGGCAAUGAUCAUCCGUUUAAGAGUUUUGAAAAAGUUUUUAGUGGCGAACUGGACCUAGGUAAUGCACAGUUGCCGCCUCAGUUUGAGGACCUGAUUCGCAAGUGCCUGGCGCCUAAUCCUCAUGAUCGCAUUUCUCUGGAGAACAUGCUUUGUCAUCCUUGGGCUAAUCCCAGCUCAGAGGAGAACACUGAAAGCAGUAAUAACCAACAAAACUGA